CGGAAAAACUGCUCUGUCUCGUUGAGUUUGUUCCAGGACACUGAGCCAAUAAGAAGCCUUCGUUUCUGUGGUCCGGACUCCCCGACAGAUCAGACCUCCCUGUGCUGCAGUCUAUUCAUCGCCACCGUCAAGGAUCUAAUGUGACACAUCUCAAUCCUUGACUGACUUGGAUGAUUCACACCAGAGGCCACCAUGCAGCGGUGCAACACAACGCUUUGUCUCUCUGUCUACAUCGUAACCUUUGUGUUGGGCCUCCCAGCCAAUGUCCUGGCCUUCUACACUUUCUGUAAAAAAGUGAGGCAGAAACCCACACCGAUUGACAUCCUGCUCCUCAACCUGACCAUUUCCGACCUCCUCUUUCUCCUCUUUCUGCCCUUCAAGAUGCAGGAAGUGAUGAAUGACAUGAUCUGGGAUAUGCCCUACGUCCUCUGUCCGCUGUCUGGCUUUGUCUUUUACAUGACUAUCUACAAUAGCACCUUCUUCCUCACGGCUGUCAGUGUAGAGCGCUACUUGGGUGUGGCUUUCCCCAUUCGACACAGUCUGAAGCGGCGGCCUGUGUAUGCUGUCGCUGCCAGCAUCUUCUUCUGGAUUUUCUCCAUUGCCCAACUCAGUAUUGUGUUUAUUGUACCCUUUAUUGGCCCAGAACACUUUCCAGUUACCACUGAAAGCCACAAUGCCUCAGCUAACUCUACCAUUGGUAACAGCCGGGUUGACGUAUGCUAUGAGAAUUUCACUGAGCUUCAGCUGGAGGUCCUCCUGCCUGUGCGCCUGGAGCUCUGUGUGGUACUUUUCUGCAUCCCUUUUUUGAUUUCUAGUUUUUGCUACAUCAACUUCAUCAGAAUUCUCUCUAAGCUACAACACAUUGACCGCCGCCGCCGCCUCCGGGCCAUGGGCAUGGCUUUGGGAACGCUGCUGGUGUUUGCUUUAUGUUUUGGACCCUACAACAUCUCACACAUUGUGGGUUUUAUAAACUGGAAAAGUCCUGAGUGGAGAGACCAGGCCCUGCUGUGCAGCACCUUCAACGCCUGUUUAGACCCUCUAAUUUUCUACUUUUCAUCCUCUGCUGUGAGAGGGAAUGUGGGUAGUGUGAUAGAAGGGGUUAAAAUCCGUCUCCAGAGGUGCAUGUCUUGUCACCUGCUCCAGGCCUUGUGCGGGGGAAUUACCAAGACUACACAAGAUAAGGAACACACGCAAGAGGAGAUCAAUGCUAUCUGAGCUGACAGAAAGGGACCUGUAAGCAGCUGCCUUUACUGUUUUCUUAUUUCUUCAUCCCCGAAAGCAGAAAAUUAAUGCCAUGUUAAUGUUUACACAUUUGGGAAAAUGACUUGGCUUUAUUCAGUGCAGUACAUUUUUGUUUGAUGAGAUUCCUUUUUGGAAAUGAGACAAGACAGGUAACCUUCAGUCUUCCUGAGCAUGCCAUGCCAAUUUUUUAUGCAGUGCAACGGGUAAAACCACAGAGACAGCCUACUUUGAACUGUCACCAGGAUAUAAAAACAUUUCUUGCACAGAGUCACAGAAGUACUGAGCUCCUUAAAUGCAGGCAGGUGGAAGCACUGCAGUAGAGAUGGUAACAAAAUGAAUAUCUAAGCAAAAGCUUUGCACGUCAUCUCUCUGCAAUUAGAGAUUAAAUGUUCUAAUCAACAUCUUUAGUCAUGCACAGGAUAUUGUUUGCAACAAUAUGGUCAUUAUGUGUCAAGCAGCCAUGGCAAAAGAAGAAGAAGAGGCAGAGGAAGAGGAAAUGUGAGCUCUAAAUGUAGGAUGGUUUGCUUCCU
Messenger RNA from Archocentrus centrarchus (flier cichlid), 1772 nucleotides. RefSeq names its product free fatty acid receptor 2. The record is from RefSeq and is a predicted model, not a curated record. The transcript has a single exon. Gene Ontology annotation, cellular component: plasma membrane. NCBI's taxonomy places the organism in Eukaryota, Metazoa, Chordata, Actinopteri, Cichliformes, Cichlidae. Gene Ontology annotation, biological process: cellular response to fatty acid; G protein-coupled receptor signaling pathway. Bases 193 to 1215 code for a protein of 340 amino acids. Gene Ontology annotation, molecular function: G protein-coupled receptor activity.